This is a messenger RNA of Uloborus diversus, 671 nucleotides long. RefSeq names its product DNA-directed RNA polymerase II subunit RPB11-a (gene Rpb11). The record is from RefSeq and is a predicted model, not a curated record. Gene Ontology annotation, cellular component: RNA polymerase II, core complex. Gene Ontology annotation, biological process: transcription by RNA polymerase II. Gene Ontology annotation, molecular function: DNA binding; protein dimerization activity. Lineage: Eukaryota; Metazoa; Arthropoda; Arachnida; Araneae; Uloboridae. The transcript has 5 exons. The coding region runs from base 163 to 516 and encodes 117 amino acids.
AAGAAGAAGCAGUUCUAUCGGCAAGCACAAACAAACAAGAAAAUAAGAAAAUUUUCCGCGAAACUGGUGCAUUUUGAUUGUAUUUUGUAGUGUAGAAUAGUUCACAUAAGAAAUUUUAAAAUCAACUAAAACUUGUUCAAGUUCAUCGGAUCAUUCUAAACCAUGAAUGCGCCUCCAGCAUUUGAAUCAUUUUUGCUGUUCGAAGGAGAAAAAAAGAUAACAAUUGAGAAAGAUACGAAAGUACCAAAUGCUGCUAUCUUCACUGUUAACAAAGAGGAUCACACUCUUGGAAAUAUGAUUAAAAAUCAGCUUUUGAAAGAUCCAAAUGUUCUCUUUGCUGGAUACAAAGCACCUCAUCCUCUGGAAUAUAAAUUUCUUCUGAGAGUUCAGACUGUUAUGGAGUAUUCUCCCCAAGAAGCUUUUUCUAAUGCUAUUACUGACCUUAUUAGUGAAUUAUCUCUUUUAGAAGAAAGAUUUAAGGAAGCUGUUAAAGAAAAACAGGAGGGAUUGGAUUAAUUUUGUACAUGUAAUGGUCAUCUCCAAAAGAAGUCAUACAUUAUUUUAAAAGCAGUGAAAACAAUGUAAAUUUAAACUGACGGAUUAUUUUUGUGUAUAUAAUAAAGUGUUAGUCUUUUCUUAUUUGUAAAAAAUAUGAUGAAUAAAGAUUUUUA